AUGUCCCUGGUGUCUGUCCUCACUCAACUCCUCAAGAUCUGCUGCGGCGGUCAGCAGGAGUCAACAGGUCCGCAACAACAGGGUCAGCAGCAAUAUGGUGGCUAUCCCGGAGCUGUUUCACAGCAGGGAAACGCAUACCCCCCUCAACAGCAGCCUACAUGGGCCGGUGUCACUAGCCAAAAUCAGCAGGAAUUCCCCCCACUCAGCCAUCAACAGCAACAGCCUCAUCAGCAAGCCUGGCAGUCGGCACCUCAUCAGCAAAAUCACCAAUCAGCAGGCUGGCAGAGCCCACCCCAGACGAACGGGCAUAGUCCCGUCCACUUUCCAGCGGGCGGUGUUGUUGGUCCUCAUGCCGGUCAAAAUAUGAACAGCGAUAUGGUGAACGCGACCAAUCAGCAAUAUGUUGAUCUGCGGAACAAAGCGAGGAAAGAGGGCGAUGAGGCCCACAAGUGCUUUGCUGCUUCGCAAGCGGCUUACAAAUCUGGCGAUGGUGCCGCAGCUCACAACUUGUCGGUACAAGGCAAGAGUCACCAGAAGACCCAGGACGACCUGGAUGACCAGGCGUCUGCAUGGAUCUUUAAUGAGAACAACAAGGAUUCUCCUCUUGGUACCAUCGACCUUCACGGCCUCUACGUCAAGGAGGCUAUCGAGCGCACGGAGGCCGCCAUCAUCGACUCCCAGAGACAACGCCGUGAGGAACUGCGAAUCAUUGUCGGGAAAGGCUUGCAUUCGCAAGGAGGACAUGCAAAAAUCAAGCCUGCAGUGGAAAACUUGAUGCAGAAGUACAACCUUUCUGCAUACGUAGACCCGAGCAAUACCGGUGUCCUCGUCGUGGACCUCGAAGGGAAACAGUCUGGUUCGAGGUCGCGUGACAUUGGUGGAGUAGUGGACGCACUGGGUAAGGCAGACGAGGGUUGCACAAUUAUGUAG
Molecule: messenger RNA, 930 nt
Organism: Cryptococcus amylolentus CBS 6039
Lineage: Eukaryota; Fungi; Basidiomycota; Tremellomycetes; Tremellales; Cryptococcaceae
Exons: 6
Coding region: 1-930 (309 amino acids)
Source: RefSeq, a predicted model, not a curated record